AUGCUAAAUUGGCGUGAAGCAAUCAAACAAGCUCAACAAAAAAUCGAUAAAGUUCUGGAUAUUCGAGCCGAAGAAGAAAAUGAGGAAGAAGUUGGGACGAGCAGUGAGCAAAAAGUGGUGGACUAUGAGAGCACCGAAAAUUCGCCGAGCUCGAUUUCACCAAAAAGUGAUUGUGAAGUGGUUUUGAGGGAGCCUGUUUUGCCACGUGAGUUUUUUCUUCUGGUUUUGAAAAUUUUUUAAAUUCUGAAAUUGCUUUAGUUCUAGAAGUGUCCUAAUUUUGAGAAAAGGCCAGAUCUGCACUAAAUUCUAGGCUUAUUUGGGCUCAAAAAAUAGAUAAAUUUAGGCUUAAAAUCUAGGCUCAAUUAAGCUUGAAAAUCCAGAAUUUCAGGCCUAAGAAUCUAGGCUCAUUUGGGCUUGAAAAAUCCUGAAUUUCAGGCCUUAAAUCUAGGGUCCUUUGGGCUCAGAAAAUCAAUAAUUUAAACCUGAAAAUUCCUUUAUGAUUAUAUUUUUUCUUGGCCUGAAAUUCAGAAUUCCAGAAUCUUCAAAAAUCUCACCCAAUUUUUUUAUCGACAAAAAAACCCCAGGUUUUUUGAGUUUUGAUCAUCUUGAUAAGUUUUUGGUGUUGUUUUUUCUCUAAAAAAAUGUUUUUGAAAAAUAUUUUGUAGAUCAAAGGAUAACUGUUUUAAAAAUUCCACAGGUUACUGUAGAUUCUGGGGCCAAAAAACCAAAAAUGUGUCAUGUUAGUCAAAAUCUUUAAAAAAAAUUAAAUUUCUGUGAAUUGCUCAUGUUAAUCUUAUAUAAACUAAAAUGUUUCAAAACAAACCAAAAACUCAAUUGAUUGCUCAUGUUAAUCAUAUAUUAGCCCAAAUUUUACGAAAAAAUAUCUUAAUUUUUGUAGAUUGCUCAUGUUAAUCAUAUUUUUCAGCUUCUUCAUACGGCCAUCUAACUGGAGAUGAUAUUCAAACAAUAGUUUCAUCCGACAUCGAAAUAAUUGGUGAAAAUGUGACUCCGGAUAUCUCACCAGAACCUCUGGAAGAAAUUCAAAUCACCACAACUUCAAGCUCAAAUUCAAAUUCACAUCCCAAUUUCAAAGCCAAUAAAAUGCUCAAGGAAAAAUUGCUCGCCGAGCAACAAAAAGUGCAAGAGCUCAAAGACCAGAUCAACAAACUCUCCCAAAAAUCCAAUACAAUCGAGAAGAAUUUCGACGCCUUCAAAUCCGAAGCUUCACAAUUCUCGCAAGAAGCAUUUCGCGCGCGACAAGACGCGAAAAAUUCGCGAGCAAAAAUCGCCGAGCUCCAAAAAGAGCUCGAAACCAUGGAGGAGAAAUUGAAUGCGAAAGAGACGAAAAUUCGCGGCAUGAAAAAUGCGAUGGAGGAUAAUUUGGCGAUUGUGAAGAAGUAUACGAGUUCGAAUAACUCGCAAGCUACAAAUAUUUCGAAGUUGAAUGAGGAGAUUGUUGAGAAAUCGAGGAGGAUUCAGGAAUUGGAAGCGAAUGUGGCUAAUUUUGAAAAUCAACGGCAUAAAGAGGUUAGUGAGAGAGUUAGAGAGCUAGAGGAUUAGAGAGUUAGAGAAGCUAUGUGAUUUAGAGUACUGUAGAUUUUUUCCUAACCUAGAAAUUGUAUUUUAUUUGUAUUUUUAGAUACAAAUUUGUGUUUUUUUUUGGGAUUACGGUAGCUUUACGUUUUCUGACUCAAACCAAGAAUACAAAUUUUCAAUAGUACGGUAGAUUUUCGCAAAACAAAAAUUGUACUCUAAUAGUAUCUCUAGAUACAAAUAUUUCUUUCUGGAGUACGGUAGCUCUACGUUUUUUUGAAAGUACUGUAGGUAGAAAAUCAAAUUCGAUCCCUUUUCUGAAUUUUCAACUUAUCAAAACUACUAUUCUAUGAUCGAACUGCAAAAUAUCACUGAAAAAUACAAGGUCAUCUAGAAAAAAAUCCGUUCCGAGACGACCUCCCAUAUUAUUUUUUGCUUUUUUGCUGGGCGAAAAUGAUAAGAUUUUUUCUAGACAAGAAAAAGUAGAAGUGAAACCGAGAAAUUUUGCAGCAACAAUCAAAAAUCAUUUGAGAUUUGGAACCUUUUUGGAGAGUCUGGAAGAGAAAGAGUUAGAGAGCCUAGAGAGGCUAGUGAGCUUUCGGGAGCAUUUUUGAGCCUUGGGAAGCCUUCAGAAGCCUUCAGAAUCUUUCAGAAACCUUGGGAAGCCUUCAGAAUCUUUCAGAAACCUUGGGAAGCCUUCAGAAGCCUUGGAAAGCCUCCACAAGCCUUAAAACCCCUCUGAAAGCUUUCCGAAGCCUCCAGAAGCCAAGGAAAUUUUUUUUCGAAAAAUAUAGAGCUAACAGUAAAGAAUUCUAGAUAUUAUCGAUUUUCUAAAAAAAAAUAAGAGCGCCUAGAUUUCAAAUAAAUUUUUUCCAGGAAACCGGUGCGAUGUACCUUGAUGACAUGAUCGAACAAACAAUUCAUGGACUCCGAGAAGAAAUCGAAGAAUAUCGAAAAACCAAUUCAGCCCUCCAGGAAGAUUUGAGAAAAAAAGAGCGAGAAAUUCAAGAAAAACAAGAAGAAUAUGAGGAAAAACUGAGCAAUGCUGUUAGCUCAACACAUCAGAAUUUCGAAACCGAUUUGGCUAUGAUGAAAAAUGAUUAUGAUGUUUUGCUGAAUCAGAAACAUCUAUUAGAUUUGAAAGAUGAAAGAAACCAAAAAAUGCUGGAAAAAUCUAGAAGAUCUAUGGAAAUUUCAAAAAAAGAACUGGAAAAUGUGAAAAGAUCGGUGGCUGAAAUGAUGGAACACCUGAAAAAUGACAAUUAUCGAUUGAAUUCCGAGAUUCGCCGGAUUAUUGAGAUGGAUUUUGAGAAGCAGCGAAAUCUGAAACCCAAGUUCAAGGAAAGCGCAGUGCAAACUGAAGAAGAUCAGGAGAAAAAUGAGGAGAAAAUUGAGGAGCCCGAGAAAAUUGGCGAGCGAAAAAUUAGUGUGCGAUUUGAGGAACCGUGUUGCUGCAAAAAUCAAAAGGUUGGGAAUUUUGGGAAAAGUUUUUGUGGUGGGAAAAUUGAGAAUCGGAUUUCGGGCAUGAAAAAAAUAUUAAAAAUGAUUAACCUGAGCAAUCAUUGCUCAUAUUAGUAUAAAAUGUGAGCAAUUUGAAUCGUGAAUUGCUCAUACUAAACUUAUUAUUAAAACUUGGAAAAAAUGUAUAACCUGACAUGAGCAAUCUUAAUUUUUCAUUGCUCAGAUUAAACUAGAAAAAAAUCUGAAUUUCAGAUUUUAAAUUUAAUUUUUUUUUUAAUUUUGUUAAUUUUAAAUUCAAUUUUUUUUUACUUUAAAUUAUUUAUUUUCUAAAUCUGAAUCUGAUUCAAAAUUCCCCACAAAUUUCAAAAAAAUCUCAAAUAUUUUUUUUAAUUUCAAUCUCUAAUCAACAAUUCUUUCAAUUAUCUCAAGUGAUCCAGUUUUCCUCGCCCAAAAACAAAAAUCGCAACAUUUUUCAGAAUCUCCAACAAUUUUCAAGCAUGGCUGAUGUUCUAAAAAUUCUAGAUGAAGUCACAUUUCAAAGGGAUCAAUUGGAAACCACAAAACGAAGAAUCGAUUUGGAAUUAAAGGUAUGUGGGUGGUCCUACUUGGGUGGUCCAAAAAAAUCCCCCAAUGUUUUUCCAGGAAACUCGACGACAAUUAGACGAAGUUCUUUUAAUGCAUGGCGAAAAAAUCGAAGAGUUAGACGAACUUCGAAUCGAUAAUGAUGAUUUGAGAGCAAUUUUAAAGGAACAGGCGCUUUCCCUAACGGCGAAAUCUGAAAAUUCUUAA
Caenorhabditis angaria is the source of this 3783-nucleotide messenger RNA. Lineage: Eukaryota; Metazoa; Nematoda; Chromadorea; Rhabditida; Rhabditidae. The record is from the annotation of a GenBank genome assembly.